UGGGUCAAAGACCAGGACUCUCCCGUUCAUUCGAUACCCUCUGAUUCUUCGCACGAAUCGUAUUACCAUCUUCGAUGGAAGGCGCUUCAGCAGCGUCAAACUUCCUCUCUUGGCAUCACCCCUUACGAUAUGGACGUCCUUUAUCAGUUUUGGUCGCAUUUCCUGAUCCGCAAUUUCAAUACUCGAAUGUAUGACGAAUUCCGCCAUUUUGCUUUCGAAGACGCAGCCCACAGGAUGACUGACGUUGGGCUUUCAAAUCUGAUUAAAUUUUACAGCGAGUCGUCGGUGUCGCCGCAGAGCGUGAUACGCGAGCGUGUGGCCUCCGACUACGUGGAUCUGGUGAAAGCAGAGGAUGAGCAUCAUCACCCAGCUUUUACGCAAUUACAAUCCGCAUUGCGCAAUGGCACCAUGAACGCUUGCAGUCGGAAGCGUAUCGACGACUUGCUGGAUGACGACCUCCUGGCUUCCCUGGAGUCGUGA
Cucurbitaria berberidis CBS 394.84 is the source of this 480-nucleotide messenger RNA. RefSeq lists its product as uncharacterized. The transcript has a single exon. Gene Ontology annotation, biological process: mRNA stabilization. The record is from RefSeq and is a predicted model, not a curated record. Gene Ontology annotation, molecular function: RNA cap binding. The annotation marks the transcript as partial. NCBI's taxonomy places the organism in Eukaryota, Fungi, Ascomycota, Dothideomycetes, Pleosporales, Cucurbitariaceae.